GGAAAUACGUCACGCCGUCCCGUACAGGGAAGGGAGGACGACACAACAACCAGCCCGCACAUGAAGUCCCAACAGCGACGGGCACGGACAGAGCAGCCGACAGGCUCCUAUGCAUGCGGUAACAAAAGUUUACAGGCUUCCAGGUGGUGCUGAGUUGUAGGAGAGGCCGGGGAAGAUGAGGUUGUCGUGCCGGAGGCUGGCCCUCGGGCUGAGCGCGGGCGCCUUUCUGUGUUUCUGGCUGUUCAUGACGGUGUUCCAGCAGGACCUGGCGGCGGGGAGGAUGGCGACUCAGGGGGACGGGUCUGCUGGUAGCGAGCGGUGGGCGCUAGGGAAGCACCCACGGAAGAUCUCCAGCGUCGGCAGGCCUGUGGAAGACGACGAAAGAGACAAUGACAUCAAGAAAACGUCCAGGACUCAGUCUAAACACAGUAAACCCGGGAACAGAGGCUCAUCGUCCGGGCAGAACACAGUGUCCGUACCUGACCGCCUGAGGAAGACUGAACUCCGUGACAUUUUCAUCGGCGUCAAAACAACAGAGAAGUACCAUAGACAGAGGAUGGACCUUCUUAUGGACACAUGGGUGUCUCUUGCUAAGGAUCAGACCUUUGUCUUCACUGAUUCUGAUGACCAACAGCUAAGAAGCAGACUAGGUGACCACCUGAUCAACACCAACUGUUCCAGCUCUCACAUGAGACAGGCCCUGUGCUGUAAGAUGGCUGUGGAGUAUGACAUGUUCCUGCAACAAGACAAAAGGUGGUUCUGUCAUGUGGACGAUGAUAACUACCUGAACGUGCAUGAGCUGGUGAAACUGCUGAACCAGUACAAGCACACAGACGACAUCUAUCUGGGCAGACCCAGUAUUAACCACCCUAUGGAGACUUUUGAUAGGCAUGAAAACAUGCAGAAAGUGAACUUCUGGUUUGCCACUGGGGGUGCAGGCUUCUGCAUCAGCAAAGGGUUGGCCUUAAAAAUGAUUCCAUAUGCAAGUGGCGGGAAAUUCAUGAGUUCCUGUGAGAGAAUACGACUCCCUGAUGACUGUACACUGGGCUUCAUCAUAGAGAGGUUACUAAGGGUCAAACUGGUGCAGAUCCAACAGUUCCACUCUCACCUGGAGUGGCUCAAGUUUAUCAAGAAGGAAGAACUUCCUCAUCAGGUGUCCCUGAGCUAUGGGCUGACUCCGUACCGCGGAAGUGCCAGAAAUAUAAUUGGCCUUGAUGAGGUAUUCAGUGAAAGUGAUGAUCCGACAAGGUUUAAGUCUCUGCACUGCCUGCUGUACCCGUAUGUAGACCUGUGUAAAGGUCACGUGAGGAGAAGAAGAUAGUUGAGACUGAGAUUAUGGUUCUUCUGUGACUGUAAGCAAAUUAGACAUAGAUAACAGCAGCACAAUUGUAACAAUGCAGACCACAAUGUGAUAGUGCUACUCAAUAUGACAAUACCACAAACAAUGUCAAAGGAUGAAUCCUUUCUGUAGUUAGUGGUAGACAUCAGUGUUCAGACUCAUGAGAAUAAAUCAGCAGACAGUUUUGAUAUGAUCACUAUCUUGUUUCUAAUACUAAGUGUUCUCCUUAGUUGGCAAAGGUCAGCUUGCAAUCAUUUUCAUGUUCAACAUUCCAUUGCCAUAUGUACAUGUGGUUACCUCUGUAAAAAGAGAAUAAGUCAGAUAUUUCUUAGCCCAAAUGUUUUUAGCUUAAAGGUUACCAUAAUGUACAUGUCAUUCACCACAAAGAUGCAUGUAUGUUUAAACAGUUUUAACUGUUCACUGGCUCAGCAUUUACAAACAUUGUUUUAGACUACUUAUUGUUUCUUUUGUUGUACAAGAGCUGCAUGUAUGUCAAAAAGCAGAGAUUAUCUUGUCCUAUGUAUGAAGUUGAGAUUAACCGCAGUGUGUAUAAAGUGCUGUAAAUACUUUAAGGUUCGAUCAUGCUUUUUAUUACUGUUUGAAGCUAGUGUAGAUAUUAUUCUUAAGUACAUAAUGACUGCAUAAAGUGCUUAGCAACUACUGCUGGAAAAGACAGAAGGAUAUGUUGGUAACCACUGUAUUUCGUACACAAUAAUACAAAGAGGGUUGAAGCAUCGAAAACCACAUAGUAAUGAAUUGUUACAAAUUUCUCAUAGAUGACUCCAUAUGAAAUAAACUAAAUCUGAUGAAAAGAAAAAAAGGGAGAAAAGUUAAGAAAACUUCAUCCUCUGCUGUCUGAAUUUUGAAGAAAGAAAAGACGGGAAAGGUUUUUAUGCUGACAAAUUAAAGAAUAUAUAUAUUAAGACAAGAUUAAAAUGAUAUGUACUGAGUUCUUAAUGACACAGUCAAAGUCACUUUGUUGUGUAACUAGAAAAUCACUAUGUAUGUGAAAUAACACUGUUAAAGGCCUUCAUUACACCAAAUUAAAAUAGAUGUACUAAAUCAGUGCCUUAGCCCUGAAAGGAAAAUGUGUACAUAUAGAAGAUUCUGUACUGUGGUACUGUAUUUUGUCUCAAACAAUAUUUGUAUGUAAUGAAAACUAUACAAAUUUAUUCUUUAAUUUCCUAAUGUUCCCAUUUCGAUGUUCCCACCACCCAGUGAUCAUUCACCAACAUUGUCAUGAGACUUAGUGAUAGAGUAUGGUCGGUGUUUUGCAGUGAAAUUUUCAGCCAUUUUAAGAGCAUACAUUAUUAAUGCAUUUACAGGUUUUACAUAUUUUUAUGAGAUGAAUUCCAAGAUAUGUUUGAGUAAAAAGGCAGCCCAUUUUAGAAUGGCAUAAUGAUCAUCAAAAAAAAUGAUUAUGAAAUGAGAAGUCCCUAUUUUCUCUUAUAGCACAGUUGUAUGAAGCUGCUUAGUAUUACCUUUUAUCAGCAUGAGUGGACCAGUUUUGUAAAUAUUUUGGAUAUUUCAAUCCCAUGACAGUUGCAGUCUGAUGUUCAGAGUUGGUUCAUAUUGAGCUGUUAUGUCUGAUGAUGAUGUAUUUUGU
Molecule: messenger RNA, 2945 nt
Organism: Branchiostoma belcheri (Belcher's lancelet)
Lineage: Eukaryota; Metazoa; Chordata; Leptocardii; Amphioxiformes; Branchiostomatidae
Product: beta-1,3-N-acetylglucosaminyltransferase lunatic fringe-like
Exons: 9
Coding region: 176-1321 (381 amino acids)
Biological process (GO): pattern specification process; regulation of Notch signaling pathway
Cellular component (GO): Golgi membrane
Molecular function (GO): O-fucosylpeptide 3-beta-N-acetylglucosaminyltransferase activity
Source: RefSeq, a predicted model, not a curated record